Molecule: messenger RNA, 2059 nt
Organism: Nothobranchius furzeri (turquoise killifish)
Lineage: Eukaryota; Metazoa; Chordata; Actinopteri; Cyprinodontiformes; Nothobranchiidae
Gene: vsig8b
Product: V-set and immunoglobulin domain containing 8b
Source: RefSeq, a predicted model, not a curated record
UGCUGCUGAGUUUCACCUGAGAACUAAUAAGCUGCUCCCACACGACGACGGGUCUCCAGGGACACACGCUUGUUCUGGACUCAUCCAGGUGCAUCAGAACUUUUCUGUUUCUCCGCCUUUGCUGAUCAGCGGACAUUGAUUUUGUUGGUGGUUUGAACCGACAGACACGAUUUGCUUGCCUCCCGUAUUACGAUGGAUCCUACGUUUAGGAGUGUGUGGCUGAAGAUGACUGUGUUGUUACUGAUAACAAGUCUGUGGAGCUCAGUGGCCGAGGCGAUGCAGAUAACUUCAUCGGGGCCACAGACCAUUCAGCAGCCCGAGGGGGAGACGGUCACCCUUGGAUGCACCUACACACCGGCUGCAGCAGACACGGGGGACCUGGACAUCGAAUGGUCCAACGUCAGCCCGGAUAUGACGCAGAAGGACAGGCUGAUCUUGUCGUUUACAGGCGGCCGGGUUCACUACUACAGCCCCGGCUUUUCUCAGAAGAUGAAGUUCCUCUCAGACCCGUCGCAGGGAGACGCCUCUGUCAGUAUCUCUAACGUGAAGGCCCCAGACACCGGCACCUACCAGUGUAAGGUCAAAAAGGCACCAGGCGUCGACAUGAGGAAAGUCACUCUGGUCGUGCUGGCUCCCCCCUCUCCGCCAAGGUGCUGGGUUGAAGGUGGUGAGGAGAAAGGUGGUCCGGUCUCCCUGCGCUGUAAAUCCCAGUACGGCUCCAUUCCCAUCACCUAUGUGUGGACUAGAGAAGGCGGAGCUGCAAUGCCAGCCACUGCAACACAAAACCCAGAGAGUGGAGAGCUUUUGAUAAAGAACCACACCGACAGCAACGUUGGAGUUUAUGUGUGUAACGCUAAAAAUUCUGUUGGUCAAGCUCAGUGCAGAUACACACUGCAUGCAUACAACCCAACCAAUAGAGUGGGUGUCAUUGUUGGUGCAGUGAUAGGAGCUCUGCUGCUGUUUCUCCUCCUCCUCCUCCUCAUCUUGCUCCUGUACUUCUGCUGCUGUAAGAAGCGCCACCAGAAGGAGUCCUCAAAUGAAAUCAGGGAGGACGUUACAGCUCCAGAGAGCCGACCAGCCAGCCGGAACUCCAGUAUGCGCUCGAUAUUGGGGUACCGCACUCACCAAGGGGUGCAAUACAGUUCUGUGAAAAGUCCUUUACCCAGCAUCAAUGAAUCUGGGCCCACUUUGACAGGAAGUGAUAAUGGAGCAGCCAGCGCAGCGAGAGCUGCUUCUGGUAGAUACGACCCUAAAUACGGGUACCCGGUGUAGGAGAGAGCCGGGAUCUACAGCUUCUAAUGACAUUUUUACUGUGCGACAUUUUUGUAACAAAUGGACUGUCGAAUAGGUAAACUACCGCAGGUGGAAUCAUUUAUUUGUCCAGAGAACAAUGGGAGUGCCCAUGACGCACGCCGCCAGUGCUGUUGUAACAAGAACAGGUUCUAGUAACAGGGUGAUCUUAAACUUUAUGUAAAUAGAUCUAACAAAUGUAUAUUUUGUGAAGCUGCAUUCUAUUUUCUAACAUGUAAAUGAGUUGAACGUUUUAAAAUUAUCUACUGAAUAAAUUUUUUUCAAGUGAAGUCAGUGAGAGUCUAUUCUAGGCUCAUUCAGGCACAUUUAUCUGUUUUAUUUUUUUAUUUCUCAUCAACGUCUGAGCAACAGAAUGACAUUUAAUCACAUCUCUAUUAAAACUGAAAUGAGUUGGCACUAAUACGAAAGUGGGUAUGUUUGCACUGCAGUAAAACGAGGUAUGAUUAAUCACUCCGUGCACGUGUUCAUGGGUUCAAAGUCAAUUUAAUUAGAAAAGUUGAUAAAGGAGGAGUAAGUGAGGAAAACUAGAGCCAGGUUGGAAUCUCUGACCUUAGAGCACAAGGUCAACGAAGAAAAUCUGUUUUCACAUUCGGGGAGUGAGUGGAGAGACUCUACGUGCACCAGUUUAAUAUUUAAACUGUCAGAUGGUCAUGUGUCAGAAAAUAACAAAAUAAAAGGUCUGUUGACUCUUUUCUGCGGUUCUCCAGUGGAACCUUUUUCUUUUGCAGAUUAAAGAGCUGAAAAAUUG